This is a messenger RNA of Plasmodium coatneyi, 2215 nucleotides long. RefSeq names its product Arginine-tRNA ligase. Bases 446 to 2215 code for a protein of 589 amino acids. Gene Ontology annotation, molecular function: ATP binding; arginine-tRNA ligase activity. The transcript is spliced from 7 exons. Lineage: Eukaryota; Apicomplexa; Aconoidasida; Haemosporida; Plasmodiidae. The record is from RefSeq and is a predicted model, not a curated record. Gene Ontology annotation, cellular component: cytoplasm. Gene Ontology annotation, biological process: arginyl-tRNA aminoacylation.
AAACAUUUCUUCAAUGAAGUGUUUAUUAUGUUUUUCCCGAACUGUAACUUCGUCAAUGUUAUUUUUUAACGCGCAAGUGUUUGUGAUUUAUGUUUACCGCUAAUUCCUUUUUUUCUUUUUUUUUUUCCCAUUUUUUUUCUUUUUUCGUUCCUUUUUUUUUCCUAUUUUUUUUCUUUUUUUUUGUUUCUUUUUUUGUUCUUUUUUUUUCCUUUUCUUUUUUCUCUUCCGUUAUUUAGAACAUUCCUGCCCCCAACCCCGCAAUGCAUGUAAACGCAGAAUGAACAUGUACGCAAAUAAAUUUGCCGCAAUAUCGAAUUGCUAAUCCUACGUGUACCUCUCCUUAUACGUUUACGUUAAAAUCGCCUUUGUAUGGAUUCGGACUUGAAGGGAACUUGUUCUUUCUCGCAACAGUCGAUUGAGUACGCACGUUUCUUCGAUUGGCAAAAUGGAUUGCUUAAUAAAGAAGGUCAAACAGGUGUUUCAGCACUCCAUCCAGAAGUGCUUCCCCACAAUUAAUGAAGAAGUAGUGGUUACCUACGCCAACGCGAAAUUCGGCCACUUUCAAUGUAACAACGCCUUGAACAUUUUCAAAAAGCACGGAAAAGAAUUGAACGUGGAAAAUGCACAGAAGCUCUCGCAACUGAUAAUAGAAAACAUCAGCGAGAAUUUCUUCGAGGAAAUUAAAUCAUCUCCCCAAGGUUUCAUAACGGUCAAAUUGUCCAAGGAGUACAUAGAAAAGUCGCUACUAAAAUUGUAUAAAAAUAACAAAAUUGAAAUAAGUGUGAAUAUAAAUGAAGUGAAAAGUGGAAACGAUGAAGAGUAUAAAAAAGUGUUGGUCGAUUUCUCUUCCCCAAAUAUUGCCAAAGAAAUGCAUGUUGGACAUUUAAGAUCAACCAUAUUAGGAGACAGCAUAUGUAAAAUUUUCGAAUUCCUAAAUGUGGAAACGGUUAGGGUAAAUCAUAUUGGUGACUGGGGUACACAAUUUGGAAUGAUCAUAAAUUAUAUAGUGAGCAAUUACCCCAAUUUUAAGGAAAACAUGCCAGAGUUAACCAAUUUGACGAGCUUAUACCAAGAGGCUAAAAAACUGUAUGACGCAGAUAAGGAAUUCGAAAAAAACUCCAAAAGUUAUGCUAUAAAAUUGCAAAAUAAUGAUGAAGAUUGCUUAAUCAUUUGGAAGAAAAUCUGCGAAAGUAGCAAAAAAGAAUUCGAUAAAAUAUAUAAAAUAUUAGACAUCAAUUUAGAGUAUGUUGGAGAAUCACACUACAUCAGUAUGAUUCCCCCAGUUUUGAAAAUAUUAAAGGAUCAACAAUUGUUGACAAAUGUUGGAGACGCUAUCUGUUAUCAGUCGGAAAAUUUUAAGGUCCCAUUAUUUUUACAAAAGUCCAAUGGUGGAUAUGGCUACGAUUCUACAGAUGUUGCUGCUAUACAUUAUAGGUUGAAAGAAGUAAAUGCAGAUUGUGUUAUUUACGUUACGGAUAAUGGACAGUUAUCUCAUUUUGAAAGCAUUUUUGAGGUAGCCAGGAAGGCAAAAUGGGCAAGUGAAAAAACCAAGUUAAUUCACGUUGGCUUUGGUCUUGUCCUAAAUGCAGAUAGUAAUAAAAAAUUCAAAACGAGAAGUGGAACCACCAUAAAACUCAUUAAUCUGAUCAAUGAGGGGACGGAGCGAGCCAAGAAGGACCUCCUCGAAAGGAUUGAGUUGAAGGGCGAAGAGGAAAAGAACUACUUUAAAGGUGUAGACAUAGAUAAGCUGAGCGAAGAGCUGUGUGUCAGUGCCAUCAAGUAUUUCGACAUCAAGCAGAACAGAAACACGGAUUACAAGUUUUCGUAUGAUAAUAUGCUCAACGUGAAAGGAAACACGGGACUGUACAUUAUAUACGCCUACUCAAGAAUGUGCUCCAUUUUUAGAAAGUGCAACAUAGAUAUGGACGAACUGUCGAAAGACGAGCUGAAUCUAGUUAGCCCCUACGAAGUGAACCUAGGAUUGCACAUUUUAAAAUUCCCCGACGUCUUUUAUUUUGUUUUAAAAAAUAUGUUAAUUCACAAAUUGGCUGAGUACACCUACGACUUAACGACCAUAUUCACGGCGUUCUACGAAAACUGCAAAGUUCUAAACAGCGAAAACGAGAAAUCGAGACUAAUUCUGUGUGCCAUAUCGAAGUCAUUAUUAAAGAUUUGUCUGGAACUACUUGGCUUGAAAGCCAUAGAAAGAUUGUGA